Molecule: messenger RNA, 4162 nt
Organism: Mytilus trossulus (common blue mussel)
Lineage: Eukaryota; Metazoa; Mollusca; Bivalvia; Mytilida; Mytilidae
Product: mucin-17-like
Exons: 10
Coding region: 1739-4156 (805 amino acids)
Source: RefSeq, a predicted model, not a curated record
AUCCACAUUCGUAUGUUAAAUCACGCGCACUUGUUUUUGUUAAUGGGGGGUGUGGGUGAAAAACUUUUCAUUUCUGUAGUGUUAAUUGUUUUCACAUAUUAUUCUUUAUCUUAGAUCUCCUGUAGUUGGUAAUCGCAAUACUGGUACAUGUAUACCAGUAUUGUCCACAAUACUGAUAUACAAAUUUUGUACCAGUAUUGUAACUUUUUUUAGGUAGAUUAGUACCAUUGUCACUACCAUAUAUAUGGACAAUACAAUUUUUAACAGAUAUAUCUUCUGGUACAAACACUUAUACAUUUUUGUACUAGGCAAGCACUUUGACAGUAAGAGAGCUGUACAGGUGCUAUCUGAAAAAGUUUUUAAUCUAGUAAGAGAAAGUACACAAAGACUGAAUACCUAAAUAUCAAUAUAGGAAGUGUAGAGGGAGGAUUUGCAGAAAUACCAUCUUAAUAACAUAUACUAUAGACACUAAAAUAUACUACUAAGACCUGAAAUGAUAUAGUUAAAAGAAAACAUAGAAGAAAGUAAAGAGUUUGUUUAAAUGCUGAGACAGCAUAGUUCCCUUAAGCAAUGUUAAGGAAAAAACAUCAGAAAAUUCAAAACUUUCUUUAUGACAAUCACAGUGUUGCAUCAAUGGCAUCAUCAGUUAAACAUACAAUUAUUCCUUAUUCAAUUGUCAUGUCAUAUGUUAAUUUCAUUAUGCAUAUAUAUGUGACACCUUUGAUAUCUUUAAAACACUGGCUAUUAUGUAAUCACUUGAAUUACUAUUAUCUACAAAUGAUAUUUUCUGUCUUUUAUGUCCACCCACCCCAUUAUUUUUUUCUUCUUUAAAUCCUAUCCACAUCCUCAUUUAUAGUUUAUAGGGAUAUAAGCCUUAUUAUAACAAACUUACCACUUAAUAGGAACUAUGGCUGUGUUGACAUCUAAAAUAAUACUCAGAAUUAACUGAGCAGAGGAAAACAUCUUGACUCUUGAGGCCUUUAUUUCUAAUUGCUUUAAUUAUCUUAAUUUACUCUUAAACUUGACACAAUGACCAAUGAUAUGAUUUGUUGCAUUUAUAAAAAUAAAGAUUCUACUACUGCACUAAGUUUGAAAAUUAAGAUUAAAACAAAUUGCAUCUAUAGUAUUCUAAUAGUGGUUAGAAAAACAGCAACUUCUUCUUCUUCGGCUUUGGAUUCGGAUUCGGAAUGUGUAAAAGAGUCGCUUAAGCUUGUAAAAUAUUUUUUUAUGGAUGACCUUAUCAUGCUGAUAUUAGAAAUAUUAUUUAUAUAAUUUGAUAACCAUAUUUCCUUUAUAAUUAUGUAAUAUUCUUUUCAUUGAUAAAACCAGUAACAAAUAAAAUUGAGAAAGGAAAUGAGGAAUGUGUCAAAGCGACAACAACCCGACCAUAAAGCAGACAACAGCCAAAGGCCACCAAUGGGUCUUCAAUGUAUCAAGAAACUCCCGCAACCAGAGGUGUCUUUCAGCUGGCCCCUUAAUAAAUAUGUAUACUAGUUCAGUGAUAAUGAACAUCAUACUAAACUCUGAAUUAUAUACAAGAAACUAAAAUUAAAAAUCAUACAAGACUAACAAAGGCCAGAGGCUCCUGACUUGGGACAGGCGCAAAAUUGCAGCAGGUUUAACAUGUUUAUGAGAUCUGAACCGUCUCCCUAUUCCUCUAGCCAAUGUAGAUAAGUGAACAAAUGCUUGUUUAAUAGCAUUACUUUCAGGUUCCUUUGACACAAGGUUUCACCUCGAUAUGAAAUGUAUUCAGUAUAAACAUGAUAAAGUUAAUACUAAAACCACUCACAGUGUAAAUAUUUUUCAGAAAACAAACUUAUCAGAGGAGACCAAGGAUAUUUUGAAGGAGCUGUUUGCCCAAGGCAUGGACUCCAAAGGUAUAACAAGCAGUGCGCUGCACAACAAGGCUGUUGAAAGAACAGGACUGCCGUUACAGGUUAUCAAGGACUGGAUUGGCAAUUAUAAAAAAGUCGUGGAGGGAAGGAAAUAUGAAGCACAGCCACGGACAUUAUACCUCAAAGGAAUGACUGGGUAUAAUUGUUUUGUUAGAGAGAAAAAAGAUCAAUUUAAUGACAUAGCAGACUGGGCCCCUGCCUGGAAUUUGUUAGGGCAGGAGGAAAAGGAGGAAUACAAACAGAAGGCCAAAGAAAAGCCAGUGGUACCACCUCAACCACAACAGAAAGAUGCCUUUAAAAGGCUUAAGAUUAUCAGAGAACAUAUUGUUGAACUUGAAAAGCAUAGUGUAGAUGUAGCUCUGGUAGGCAUUGACACCAACACUGGAUCCCAGAUCCUUUUAGGAGAUGGAAAAUCUGCUGCCUUCCUUAAAUCAGAGGACAUCCUGCAGAAUUUGUUUGCUUUUCAUUCACUAGGAACCAAAGAAGUACCAAAAGACUUAAAAAGUCUUCAACAGGAGGCUCAAACCCACAUGAACAAGUUGUAUUCAAAAGCAGUGGGAAAAAAACAAGCUUUCCCAUACACCAAAGUUAAAAAAGGAAACAUACAAGUGAAUGGUAUCCCCCUUGAUGUUCUCCCCCUAGUACCUAUGUCAAAUUAUGGGGAGAAAAAAAUGAAAAUGAUAUUAAACAUAAAGGAAAUUUCGGUUGAAGUGCCCACAUCUCCUGAAUAUGAGGUAUUAUCAUUACCAGUUGACAAUGCUAUAGAAACAGAAUUGAAUAUGAAGGUGCAGAAGGCUGUUGAGGAGGAUAACUUGAUUGAACCUGGAAGUGAAGAACUACUCUAUAAUUUACUGGUGACUCCUGAGUUUGAAGAAAACAUUUAUUCACUUGCAUCACCAGCAGUCACACACAUACUCCCAUCACAACCAGUCACACAUGCACUCACAUCACCACCAGUCACACAUACACUCACAUCACCACCAGUCACACAUACACUACCAUCACUACCAGUCACACAAACACAACCAAACAAAACAACAGUCAAAAAAUCAUUAAAAAACCCAUCAGCCAAACAAACAUUCACACUAAAAAAAAAAACAGCCAAACAAACACUCACACUAAAAAAAACACCAGUCACACAUACACUCACAUCAACACAAGUCACACAUACACUACCAUCACCACCAGUCACACAAACACUUCCAUCACCACCAGUCACACAUACAUUCACAUCACCACCAGUCACACAAACACUUCCAUCACCACCAGUCACACAUACACGCACAUCAUCACCAGUCACAUAUACAGUACCAUCACCACCAAUCACACAUACAGUACCAUCACCACCAAUCACACAUACAGUACAAUCACCACCAGUCACACUAGCACUCACAUCACCACCAGUCACACUAGCACUCACUUCACCACCAGUCACACAUAUAGUACCAUCACCACCAGUCACACAUAUAGUACCAUCACCACCAGUCACACAUAUAGUACCAUCACCACCAGUCACACAAACAGUACCAUCACCACCAGUCACACAUACACUACCAUCACCACCAGUCACACAUACACUCACAUCACCACCGGUCACACAUACACUCACAUCACCACCAGUCACACUAGCACUCACAUCACCACCAGUCACACAUACAGUACCAUCACCACCAGUCACACAUACAGUAUCAUCACCACCAGUCACACAUACAGUACCAUCACCACCAGUCACACAUACAGUACCAUCACCACCAGUCACACAUACACUCACAUCACCACCAGUCACACAUACACUCACAUCACCACCAGUCACACAUACACUCACAUCACCUCCAGUCACACUAGCACUCACAUCACCACCAGUCACAAAUACACUCACAUCACCACCAGUCACACUAGCACUCACAUCACUACCAGUCACACAUACACUCACAUCACCACCAGUCACACUAGCACUCACAUCACCACCAGUCACACAUACACUCACAUCACCACCAGUCACACUAGCACUCACAUCAGCACCAGUCACACAUACCAGCAAAAGACCAAGGGGGACAGCUGCUAACAGGACAAAAGCCACUAAAAAGAGAAAGAACAACAAAGAAUGGGGAGUGAAAGGCAUCAUUGCCACGAGAAAUGUCGGAAACUCACGAGAGUACCUGAUUCAUUGGGAUGGAUUUAACCAUGACCAUGAUUCAUGGGAGCCAGAAUUUAAUCUGACUCCAAGUCUAAUUGGACAGUUUUUUUCCAAUAAAAUUUGAUUUAAA